GAUAAGUUACCUUUUUCAAUUCUUAUGACUAAAAAAAAUUGGUGUAAUACUAUUUCCAACUACCAACUACCACGGACGCGGGCGAAUUCAUGUUAGUUGAGUUGGAUUUUCUCUUCAAUCCCAUGUCGUCUUCUUCACAGUAAUUGAUUCAGAAUGAAGCAGUGACUGAGCGCCUGAGAGCUGAUUUGAAUCGAAGCCACUGGGGUGGGGUAGAACAAUCGCCAAUCAGAAAAGGGCAUUAUAACUCUUCCAAAUUUUUUGGUGGUUCUCCAGUCCUCUUUAGGAUUCCAUUCGCCAAUGAUCAAGUAUGGCUUUUUGGGAGCAGUAAUGUUAAAGAGAAUUAAUGUUCCAGUUUUGUCCAUUCAAUCACUGUCAAGGGCAUACGCCACUAUAAGCCCUCCACCUCCUAAAAUUUGUGGCUCACCUGGAGGACCACCCAUCACUGCACCCAGAAUAAAGCUAAGAGAUGGAAGGCAUUUGGCCUACAAGGAGUAUGGCAUGCCAAGAGAAGAUGCCAAGCAUAAGAUUAUCUUUGUCCAUGGCUUUACUUCCUCCAGACAUGACGCAGUGGUUGCAAAAACCCUCUCCCCGGAAUUUAUUCAAGAACUAGGGGUAUACGUAGUGGGUUUUGACAAACCGGGGUAUGGAGAAAGUGACCCACAUCCUAAUCGGACAGUAAAGAGUUUGGCUUUGGAUAUUGAAGAACUCGGUGAUCAGCUGGGACUUGGAUCAAAAUUCUACGUAAUUGGUAAUUCAAUGGGCGGGCAGGCUAUUUGGGGAUGUCUCAAGUAUAUCCCAAGCAGGCUUGCAGGAGCAGUAUUAAUGGCUCCAGUAAUCAACUAUUGGUGGCCAUCAUUUCCUGCCAAUUUGUCUAGAGAAGCCUAUUACCAACAACCAGUGGGCGAUCAAUGGGCUCUACGUGUUGCUCAUUAUGCGCCAUGGCUAACCUAUUGGUGGAAUACUCAGAAAUUUUUUCCCUCAUCCAGCGUUAUAGCUAGAAAUCCUGAUAUUUUUUCUGCUCAAGAUCUAAAAAUUAUGAAGAAUAAGCUUUCAACUGAUCCAGAGAAAGAAAAAUCUAAGCAUUAUGCCAAGCAACAAGGGGAAUUCGAAUCGCUUCAUCGGUCCAUGAUGAUUGGAUUUGGGAAUUGGGAGUUUGAUCCAAUGGAUCUGAAGAACCCUUUCCCUAACAAUGAUGGGUCGGUACAUCUAUGGCAAGGGGAUGAAGAUAGGCUUGUUCCAGUUACCCUUCAACGCUAUAUUGCUGAUAAACUUCCAUGGAUUAACUACCAUGAGUUAGCAGGUGCAGGACACCUUUUUCCGAAUGCUGAUGGAAUGGGUGAAGUUAUCUUAAAGCAAUUGUUAAUUGGAGAGACAUAGACUGCUUUUGAAUUGAAAGAGCCCUGUUUUUCCCAUUUUGGGAACUUGGAUUUAUAUGCUUACAAAAUUGGUGAAAAGCUCUUUUGACAUGUUGGAGUUGCUGUAAUAUAGCCUUUAAAAUGAGAAAGGUCACAAAAUAUGACACAAUAUCGACAAAUAUUCUAAUCUAGCAGGGUUUGUGAUGUGUUUUUGCUAAA
This is a messenger RNA of Cannabis sativa, 1574 nucleotides long. RefSeq lists its product as uncharacterized. Bases 298 to 1377 code for a protein of 359 amino acids. The transcript has 6 exons. Lineage: Eukaryota; Viridiplantae; Streptophyta; Magnoliopsida; Rosales; Cannabaceae. The record is from RefSeq and is a predicted model, not a curated record.